AUGCGAUUACUCUUCAGCAUCUCGGUGCUUUUGAGCGCGGGCCUUCAUGAGGUUGUCGCUCAAACAGGACCAGCUGCCAGCGUGCAGAACAACACUUUCAAUGCUACCCAUGGCCCGUACAACCCCCAAACCGCUAUGGAUAGAAUCAAACAGGCCAAUCUAUCUGCGGAGGUAGGGGAAAAGGUUCUUGUUGCGCUGAAUUUCGAGAGAUCCAAUUGGGCGGGCACAUCGGUUCGCUUGGACCCCUUUUAUACCGACCUCCCAUCCAACUGGUCAUCACUUCCGCCCGGAUCUAUUGUGAAGAUUGAGGAACGAAGCAACAUAUCACUUUACACGAUACCGCCAACCUUAGGUCUCUCCCGAUUUAUCUACACGACUAAAACCUUCAACGGAACUGUUGUCCCAGCUUCUGCUUUCGUACUAUGGCCAUGGUUUACCCAAGAAACUAAAGGCUCCGACGGGUUACCGAUAAUUACUUUAGCACAUGGCGCUAUUGGAUGGUCCGGUGAAGGUGGAAUGAGCCACAUGCGUAAUCUGGGUAACCAUUGGAUGACAACAAGUGCAGCGAGUGCACGCGGCUUCGUUGUAAUUGUCCCCGACUAUGUUGGCUUGGGUCUAGACCACGAUGGACACGGAAACACCAUCCCUCAUCAGUUCUUGGCCAACGAAGCUUCCGGGUAUGAUCUCCUUUAUGCCACAAAAGCCGCCAAGAAGGCAUGGCGACAACUGGGAUCCAAGUUCGUUAUAAUGGGGCAUUCGCAGGGCGGUGGUGCUGCGUGGGGUGCCUCUUUGGUUCUGGGUCGUAAUGAUCAAGAAGCAAAAGACUUGGGCAAGGGCUAUCUGGGGACUAUUGCUGGUGCUCCAUGGCUGUCACUUAAGACUCGGAUAACGCACGAGACCUCUCAGAUUGCUCUCAAUUCUGUGUUGUCGCGUAUAGCCACGGGUGUCAAUUCCAUCUUCCCCGAAUUCUCUCUUACUGAUUGGCUGACUGAGAAGGGAGAACGUGUGGUUGGACUCCUCCAAGAUCUUCAAGGAAGUCAGUCGGUCGCAACCCAACUUUUUAUUUCAGCAGAUCUCAUCAGAUCGGAUUGGGACCAGUCGUGGUACUACCAAUCCUGGGAGCGUUUAACAUCUGUCGUCGCGAAACCCUUUGCCGGCCCUCUACUCGUCCUUCAAGGCACCGGGGACAGCACUGUCAACGCCACCGGUGUGCGUGCAGCCGUCGAUGCCACAUGUGCAGCCAUUGAGAAGGCCAACAUUGAGUAUAUUGAAUUUGAAAAGGUGAACCACCUGCCCAUAUUCUUUUACGGCGAAAACAUCUGGUUAGACUGGGUUCUAGACAGGUUUUCCGGGAAGACCGUCAAGCCGGGCUGUCGAACGGAUGGAUAUGUCAAGCCACUUAGGAAUUCAACUGAGUAUAAAUCUCAGAUGAAUUGGUUCAUCGAGUAUUCCAUGAAUUCUUACUCGGGUUAG
Messenger RNA from Clonostachys rhizophaga, 1473 nucleotides. NCBI's taxonomy places the organism in Eukaryota, Fungi, Ascomycota, Sordariomycetes, Hypocreales, Bionectriaceae. The record is from the annotation of a GenBank genome assembly.